AUGGGCGUGGUGGUAGAGCUUCGGGCCAAUCCGGGUUUCUACGAGGCCUUAGUAAGCCAGACAGUGGGUUUGAAGAAUUCGGUGCUGGUUGAAAUUGAGCGUGAUCUUCAUCGCUCCCUCCCUGAGCAUCCGGCCUACCAAACACCUGAGGGUAUUGCUGCUUUGCGCCGUGUUCUCACUGCCUACGCAUUCAGAAACCCUAACGUUGGUAAGCCCAUGACUUUACCGUUCCCAUAG
Hydatigera taeniaeformis is the source of this 237-nucleotide messenger RNA. Lineage: Eukaryota; Metazoa; Platyhelminthes; Cestoda; Cyclophyllidea; Taeniidae. The record is from the annotation of a GenBank genome assembly.